Messenger RNA from Pangasianodon hypophthalmus (striped catfish), 1773 nucleotides. Its product is annotated as ribonucleoside-diphosphate reductase subunit M2. Gene Ontology annotation, biological process: deoxyribonucleotide biosynthetic process. Bases 213 to 1373 code for a protein of 386 amino acids. The transcript is spliced from 10 exons. Gene Ontology annotation, molecular function: ribonucleoside-diphosphate reductase activity, thioredoxin disulfide as acceptor. Lineage: Eukaryota; Metazoa; Chordata; Actinopteri; Siluriformes; Pangasiidae. The record is from RefSeq and is a predicted model, not a curated record. Gene Ontology annotation, cellular component: cytosol.
UGGACCGGAUCGAGCGCCAAGAACGAAAUAAAAAGGAGCAGCUGGAGCAGAUUCAGUCACUCUUUUCCCUCCACUGUAUAGGUGUCGCAGCUUCUUUUAUUUAUUUUAUCUUCUCUUCUUUUUAAUUUUUUUAAAAAAACUCUCGUUACCUCCUUGUGUUUUUACAUUAAGAGCCGCUUUGUAGUCUAUUUUGUUUUGCUUUAAACGUAACAAUGCUGUCCACUCGCUCACCUCUCAAAAGCAAGAAUGAAAACGUUGUUUCCACUAAGCUGGGGAGCAUGUCUCUGGGAGAUAAAGAAAACACGCCUCCAAGUUUGAACUCGACACGAAUUCUGGCCUCCAAAACGGCGCGUAAAAUCUUCGAGGACUCUGAGGAAAAGCCAAAAGCCAAGAAUGCAAGUGUAGAGGAAGAGCCUCUCCUGAAGGAAAAUCCACGUCGCUUUGUCAUCUUCCCCAUUCAGUACCAUGACAUCUGGCAGAUGUACAAGAAGGCUGAGGCCUCUUUCUGGACAGCUGAAGAGGUUGACCUCUCCAAAGACCUCCAGCACUGGGAGUCCCUGAAAGAUGAGGAACGAUAUUUCAUUUCUCAUGUGUUGGCGUUCUUUGCUGCAAGUGAUGGCAUUGUCAAUGAAAAUCUCGUGGAGCGCUUCACUCAGGAAGUCCAAGUGACUGAGGCACGCUGUUUUUAUGGUUUCCAAAUCGCCAUGGAGAACAUUCAUUCUGAGAUGUACAGCCUGCUUAUUGACACGUAUAUCAAGGAUCCAAAUGAGAGAGAGUACCUCUUCAAUGCUAUUGAGACUCUUCCUUGUGUGAAGAAGAAGGCUGACUGGGCCCUCAAUUGGAUUGGCAACAAAGAUGCACAGUAUGGUGAGCGAGUGGUGGCCUUUGCUGCUGUAGAGGGAAUCUUCUUCUCUGGUUCUUUUGCUUCAAUUUUCUGGCUAAAGAAGAGGGGCCUUAUGCCAGGCCUCACCUUCUCCAAUGAACUCAUCAGCAGAGAUGAGGGUCUUCACUGUGACUUUGCCUGUUUAAUGUUCAAGCACUUGGUGAACAAGCCUUCAGAAGCAACAGUCACGAGAAUCAUUAAGAAUGCAGUUCAGAUUGAGCAGGAGUUCCUGACCCAGGCUCUGCCAGUUAAACUGAUUGGCAUGAACUGUGACUUGAUGAAGCAGUACAUUGAAUUUGUGGCUGACAGGCUGAUGUUGGAGCUGGGCUUCAGCAAGAUCUAUAGAGUAGAAAACCCAUUUGACUUCAUGGAGAACAUUUCCUUGGAGGGAAAGACCAAUUUCUUUGAGAAGCGAGUGGGAGAGUACCAGCGCAUGGGCGUUAUGUCUGGGCCCACAGACAACACCUUCCGGCUUGAUGCUGACUUUUAAACUGAGUAACUGGACAUUUGUAAACAUUAACACUUGAAGAGGUGGUGCUCCCUUGAUUGCCUCCAUAUUUUGCUCCCAACGUUGUCACUCAGCAGGACUGUAAAAUGGUGCAAAAAUCUAAUGUACAUUGUUGCUGUAUGAUUUAUUUUUUUUAAUCUUUUGUACCUAAAUUCAGUUAAGCCCAUUUGUUUUUACUUGAAUUGUAAAUGUGUGUUUGUUUUGUUUUCUAAAGGGCUUGAGCAGUUGGGAAGGGAUUAUUUAUAGCUUGCACAAAUGCCAUAUUUACUGCUUUGAUGUACAAAUUGCUUCUGCUUUCCCUUAAAACCCCAGUCCUGUUCCUUUACCUAACUGCUUUCCUCUGAAUGCUAUUGAAUGUAAAUAAAAUUCUGAUAAAUAAGAA